This is a messenger RNA of Coffea eugenioides, 732 nucleotides long. Its product is annotated as receptor-like protein 19. NCBI's taxonomy places the organism in Eukaryota, Viridiplantae, Streptophyta, Magnoliopsida, Gentianales, Rubiaceae. The transcript has a single exon. The record is from RefSeq and is a predicted model, not a curated record. Gene Ontology annotation, molecular function: protein binding. The coding region runs from base 1 to 732 and encodes 243 amino acids.
AUGGAUUUCGGUCUUACUACCCUUGCUUCCCUUGAUUUAAGUGGGACCAAGCUUGAAAGCUCAUUGUCCAGAGGUCUUUGGAACUUGACUUCCCUCCAACGCUUGGAUUUUUCUUCGGACCAGUUGAAUGGUUCACUGUCAGAUGAGCUUUUCUAUCUUAACAAUCUCAUUUCUCUGAACCUUGGCUGGAAUCAAUUCGGAGGCUUCUUGGAAGGAAUUUGGAAUUGGAGUUCCCUUACAUCUUUGGAUCUAUCAGCGAAUAACUUCACUACCUUCCUCCCAAGCCAAUUAUCCACUUUAACUGCCCUAAUUUCACUUGAUCUUGGCUCCAAUUACUUUCGAGGUUCUAUCCCAAGCUCUAUUGCCAACAUUUCCAACCUUCAAUAUCUUCGUCUGUCAUAUAACAUCUUCCUUAGCUCCUCUUUACCAAGUGAAGUAUUCACAUUGAAGGACUUGAUUACACUUGCUGCAAGUAGUAAUCACUUAAAUGGUCCAAUUCCAAGCACAGUUGGCAACUGUAACAAGCUAGAAAUCCUUUUGCUACAUGAUAAUGCUCUAUCUGGUUCAAUUCCAUCAAGUUUAGGAAGCUGUACCAAGCUCAAAGAACUUUCGCUAUAUGAAAAUCCUCUAUCUGGUUCAAUUCCAUCAAAUUUAGGAAAACUGUCAUCCUUAGAGCACUUGGAUGUAUCUCACAACAAACUCACUGGAACUCUUCCUGAAAGUCUUUGGUAG